This is a messenger RNA of Striga hermonthica, 681 nucleotides long. The record is from the annotation of a GenBank genome assembly. Lineage: Eukaryota; Viridiplantae; Streptophyta; Magnoliopsida; Lamiales; Orobanchaceae.
AUGCUCGAUUGGGGGAGAUACAUCCAGAUCGAUUGUCUUGAUAUUCAUGGCAAGCAAAAGCAGCAGAAAAGAACCACAACCUUUUUUUAUUUCUGCAAAGCAGAGAAGGGUAUCCUAUUAUGCACAGAUGUAGCUGCACGUGGUCUUGAUAUUCCUUCUGUGGAUUGGAUAGUGCAGUAUGAUCCUCCGGAUGAGCCUAAGGAAUAUAUUCAUAGAGUUGGACGUACAGCCCGUGGGGAAGGUGCGAAAGGAAAUGCUCUGCUUUUCUUAAUUCCAGAAGAGUUACAGUUUCUUCGUUACCUUAAGGCUGCAAAGGUACCCGUCAAGGAGUACGAGUUUGAUCAGAAGAAGCUAGCAAAUGUUCAAUCUCAUUUGGACAAGUUGGUCUCAAACAACUAUUAUUUGAACAAAUCGGCUAAAGAUGCUUACAGAUCCUAUAUUCUGGCAUAUAAUUCACAUUCUAUGAAGGACAUCUUUAAUGUACACCGGCUUGAUCUGAAGGCUGUGGCUGCUUCAUUUUGCUUUAGUUCACCUCCAAAAGUAAACUUAAACAUAGAUAGCAAUGCUUCCAAAUUCAGGAAAAAAGCGCGAAGAAUUGAAGGAGGUCGGCAUGGUUUCAGUGAUAGCAAUCCGUAUGGUAAGAAAGCUGAAGGUGACAUUCGACAAUUUGUUAGGCAUUAG